This is a messenger RNA of Candida dubliniensis CD36, 2508 nucleotides long. It is a transcript of the gene FLO8, whose product is annotated as Flo8p. The transcript has a single exon. Gene Ontology annotation, cellular component: nucleus. Bases 1 to 2508 code for a protein of 835 amino acids. The record is from RefSeq and is a predicted model, not a curated record. Lineage: Eukaryota; Fungi; Ascomycota; Pichiomycetes; Serinales; Debaryomycetaceae. Gene Ontology annotation, molecular function: protein binding.
AUGAAUCAUAAACAAGUACUACCAGAGAAUGAACCGACAUCAACAACAACAACAACAGCAACUCCUUCAUCAUCCAAUCUUAUGGUUCCCAACACAACUAAACAAGUUUUGAAUUCGUUAAUUUUGGAUUUUUUGGUUAAACAUCAAUUUCAAGAUACUGCAAAAGCAUUUUCUAAAGAAAGUCCUAAUUUACCAUCAAUUCCUCCCUUGAUGGAUUGUUCUCAAGGAUUUUUAUUAGAAUGGUGGCAAGUUUUCUUUGAUUUAUUUCAAGUCAGAUAUGGAGAUGGUAAUAGUAACAAUAACCCUAACAAUAAACUUUAUCAUGAUUAUCUUCGAAUUCAAGAAGCUCAAAAACAUAUUUUGACUCAAUUUCCACUUGUGCAGCAGCAACAACAACAACAACAUUUUCAACAACAACAGGGACAGCAAGGACAAGGACAAGGACAGCCUUUCCAACAAAGAGGAAUUGGUGUUGCUGCUAGUGGUAUGCAAAACCAACAACAUCAAUUCCCACCACAGCAUCAAGGUCAACCUCAAGGACCCGGACAAACCCCUCAACCUCCAGGUUCAGCAACUAGUGCUAAUUUCCCUAUCAAUAUGCCACCAAAUCAAAAUCCACAACAACAAAUGUUCCCUAUGAACCAACAAUUUGCGCAAAUGCCAAAUGGUCAAAAUCAGCCUUCAAUUGAACAACAACAAAGAAUGGCAAUGAUGAUGAAACAACAAGCAAUAGCAGCACAAAGACAACAAAUCCCUAUGAAUGGUUUAGAUCCUCAACAACAACAACAAAUGAUGAAUGCUGUGGGUGGUGGGCCUAAUAAUUUGAAUUUGCAACAACAACUAUUUUUGCAACAACAACAACAACAACAACAACAGCAACAGCAACAACCUAAAACCACUUUCCAACAACAAGCACAAAAUCAAAUGAACAAUUUGCGUCAACAAGCAGCAUUGGUUGCUCAGCAGCAACAACAGCAGCAACAACAGAAUCAAUUGCAAAACAAUUUAGUAUCAGCAAUGGGUGAUUCAUCUCUGAAGAAUAAUUCUCCAGUUGGUACAAGAUCAAAUCAACAACCAACUCCACAACAAAAUGCUGCACCUGCCCCACUGCCACAUCCACAUCCUUCGCAGCAAGGUCAGACCCAAGCUCAACACAAUUUCCAGAAUCAACAACAGCAACAGAAACAUAUGAAUAAACUGGUUGGAUCUCAAGGAAUGAAAAAGAAUGGUCAAAUGUCGAAUGGUAAUAGUAGUAAUAGUAGUGGCAGAAACAAUAAUGCUCUACGAGAUUAUCAGAAUCAAUUAAUGUUAUUAGAAAGACAAAAUAAAGAGAGAUUAGAAUUUGCUAGAAACUCUGUUAAUUCCGAUCCUAAUCCAUUGACUAAUGGAAUGAUGUUUGCUGGUCAAAAUCAAAAUCAAAAUCAAAAUCAAUAUUCCAAUCAACUUCCUCCUAAUCAACAGCAACCAACACCAGCAACUUUCCAUCCGCCGCCACCACCACCAACAUCAGCAACAAUUGCCAAUGGAUCUCAAGGACAAGGACAAUUCAAUCAAAAGCCCUCACCGGCAACAUCUAACAAUUCACCUGCAUUAGGUAAUAAGUCAUCACCAGCAAUGAGUAAUAAGAAAUCAAAGAAAGAAUCUACUAAUAAAAAGAGUAAAAAGGGCAAUUCAAAUGCUUCUAUAGCAGGAAGUAAUAAAGCAUCUGGACAAACAACCCCAAUCAUAUCACAACCUCCUAGUGCUGGCACGGAGCAAAAGCAACCACAACCGGCAGAUCAAAUGCGUCAAUUACAAGACAAGCAACAACAGCAACGUCCAGGUUCUAAUACUCCAAGUAUGGGUAAGAAAGAUUUCCAACCAUUGACACCUCGUUCUGAACCAAUUAGUGGUGAAACCACUAAAAAGAAGCGUAAAUCAGGUAAAUUGAAUGAUAAUAAUGAAAAUAGUAAUGGUAAUUCACCAAAGAAACAACCUAAAAUUAAUAGUAAUUCUAAGAACUUGGAUCCUAUAAUCAAAGAAGAAGAUAAUGGAGUAUUAUCUAUGAAAAAAGAGUCUUCAACUUCAUUACAAGAUCAAGAUCUAGAUUUGAAUCCACCGAUGGCACCAACUCAAGCCACUUCUAUGUCCAAUACAUUUAACAAUGAUCCAUUUGAUGUUCAUUUAUUAGAUACUACACAACAACAACAACAACAUCACCACCAUCACCACCAAAACAAUGACGACAACAAUAGUGAUCGUAAUCAUCAUCUUUCAAAUGGUAGUAAUAAUCUUAGUGUAAGUGGUGGUUCAGGAAUUGGUGUCAAUAAUCUGGUAUUUGGUGAUUCGACUCAUGGAUUUGAUAUUAAUUUUAAUAUUGAUAGUCUUGAUGAUAUUUGGACAACUACUGGACCAGGUGGAGAUAUUACUGGCACUGGUUCAGGUUCAGGUGGUGGUACUGGUGGUACUGAUGAUGAUAAUUUCAUGGGAAUGAAUUGGGCUGCAGAUCCAAUUGAAAAUGGAGAUUAA